Schistosoma rodhaini is the source of this 3621-nucleotide messenger RNA. The record is from the annotation of a GenBank genome assembly. NCBI's taxonomy places the organism in Eukaryota, Metazoa, Platyhelminthes, Trematoda, Strigeidida, Schistosomatidae.
AAGCCUGUUAAGCGAAAGCUUCUGCUAUUUGCACCAUUCCUACAGAGGAUUGAAAGCGCAUAUUUUGUACGUUGCGUCACUUCACAUCAUAUUUGUGAUGCCAGUUAUCGUCUUGAGAGUAUCUGCACAUUUUUUGACUUACCUCCAUAAACCAGUAAAUAAAUAACAAUUCAAGUAAAAUUUAUGCGCGAGACUAUAAUUUAUGGACGAAACAAUCGCAUUUAAGAGAGUAGAUCUUGGAUGUUGGAAAGAAAUGCAUUCACUCAUUUGGCUAAAUACCAUUUUGGCAUUAUAGCUGAUUUUUCGUGAUGAAAAUAUUAAAUCUAAUACCUAAUUCUAACAUUAGGCCGUAAAUCCUAAUUCCUCACACUAAUAUAUAACCCUCAUAUAACGUUAAAGGGUACCCUUUUCCAAUGGACUUAAUUGGGAAAAUGGUAUAUACGUUAACAUAUGUUAACAUGUAUUACUGAAGACUGAACAUGUACCUUGUCACUUUCUGUCGUAACAGACGAACAAGGGAAAUGAGUUGUACCUCCAUGACAAACCGUGUGGGUGUUGUUUGCGAUAUCAAACUCCUGCUUCUUAGAUAUAAUCAGAAAAUGUUCACACAAUUUUCUACGAAACAUACCCAUUACACGAGUUAUAUUAGUUCCUGAGUAUUCGUCGUUUUAGUGAACAUAUCAGUAACGUACUUUGGAGUUACUGUACCUUUUUGAUCUGAAACGUAAAACCCUGUUAAUGUGGUGAAUCAUGCUAUAUUUAUUACCGCCGGUGCCUUAGUAGUUGGGGUAGUAAUACAACUUGUAUCAGAUCUUUCGUUCUGAUUAGGAAUAUACCAAGCCAUCAUUUUUGCUCAGCUUUUAUCUUGGUUAGCGUUUAAUUUUAUUUUCUCAACUAGGUACGCCAUAUCUUCUCAUGUUAUAACAUACAAAGGUCUUUUGAGUUUUGAAAAACAAAGAAAGGGCUAGAGGGUUCGCACGAUUUUAUUUCUAGUUUCAGAAUGGGAGUCCAUGGAUUGUGGGGCAUACUCUCUUCUGUCCAAGAAUACCGCCCCUUAUCCAAAAUUGGUUGCGAUUCUGUUGCUGUUGAUCUCAGUAUAUGGAUUUGUGGAGAUAAAUCAAUUGCACCUUUACCUGCACUACAUUUAAGGAAUUUGUUUUUUCGGUUAGUGGGUCUGUUACGUGAAAAUACCCUGCCUGUCGCAGUUUUGGAUGGUGUCGCUCCGUCACUUAAAUCGGACGUUAUGGAACAGAGACAACAAAAAUGUGCAUUCAACUACUUAAUUCAUUUGGCAUUCCAUGGGUCCAGAGUCCUGGAGAAGCGGAAGCUAUGUGUGCAUUCCUUAAUUCAAAUAAACUAGUGGACGCUUGUAUCACAAAUGACGGUGACGCUUUUCUGUAUGGUGCUGAGACAGUUUAUCGUCAUUUCUCAAUGGAUAGUCGGGACUCCAGUGUUUGUGUUUUUCACAUGCAUCGUAUACGUGACGUACUGAAUUUGACAAAAUGUGACUUAGUUCUACUUGGUAUUUUGUUGGGUUGCGAUUAUUGGGCAAGUGGUGUCUCUCGUUUAGGUCCAGUUGGAGCUUUACGUUUGAUUUCAUCCUUGAAAUCUCCAAGUCUGCAUGUGGAUGAGCAUUUCCUCAUUAAAUUUUUGUCUUGGCUAACAAGUACUUGUCCACAAAAUUGCGAAGAUUUCAAUCUCAAUCCAUUUGGUCUUCGUGUAUGUCCAAGUGUUAUAAAAAUGUGGCUGCGUGUUGGCGUAGAAUUAAAGAAUUGUCCUUACGAAGAAAUAUUUGCAGAAUUCUUAACUAGUUUUAAAGAUCGUAAUUGGGUCUUACCCAAACAGGAAUCUAUUUCUCAGUGGAAACGACCAGAUCCAAGAAAAGCUGUAUCUUUUUGUCAAAUUCAUUUAAAUUGGGAUCCAGCCUAUACUCUUCAACAUUUUUUACCAGUUAUGGCGUUAUGGGAUUUAAGACAUCCUCAAAUUUAUAAUUCACCAUCAUGUAUCAAGUCGUUGAUUGAUUAUCAAAUUGAUGAUUCUGUUAUUUUAAAACCCUUGAGGAUAGUAAAGAAACGCAUAGUUAAUUAUGUAGACUCUUACGAAGUCGAGUGGGAAAGAUUGGGAUUUGAUAAAUGGUCCGAACAGAAAAAUAUUCUGCAUCCCAAUGAUGAAAAUGUUCAGAAUAUGAAUAUUUUUGAUAAUUGUAAUUAUUAUUUUUCUGUACCACAAGUAGAAUUUCGUAGAGUUCAUAGUGAAAUUUGUUCUCUGUUUGAAAAUUCCACUUGUCAAAUUUCAAUUGGAAAGAAAAAAACAAAAUCGAAGUUGUCUAAAAUUGACAAAAAUCAACUUGUGAUAGAUGAGGCAUUCAAAGGUUUAAGUAUAUCAACUAAAAAAGUAAAUAAGAGUGAAUCAGAAAAAGACAAAAGUCCUGAUAUUUUGACUUCGCUUACUAAUCUCGUUAAACAUCCGGUGUGGGAGUCAGACAAUUCAAGCAUUGAUGAAAAUGAAUAUGUUGAUUACAAUAAUGAUGUAAACAGAAAUCACAAGGAAAUGUUGCCUGAAUCUAUCAUUUCCGAAAUGAAUAAUGGUUAUAAUAGUGAUAGUGAAGUGUACAAUCACAUUGUUCGUGAAUCGCCACCACCAUCUCUCUCCGCUGUAUUCACACUUUCAUCUCCAUCGAGUAGUGAAUUGAAAUCUACAUUUUCCAACUUGAGCAAACGCUCAUCUUCAUUGUCUAAUUUAUUUAAUAAUCCGUGUUUACAAUUGCAAACUUCGCUUUUAUCCAAUUCUUUUGUAUCUGAAAAAAAAUUCCCACAUUCCAAUCUUUUAUCACCAUCAAUCUUCUCUAGUUGUUCUUCUUGUUCAACUGACAGAGAUGAUAUAAUUACCGAUCAUAGUGUUUCACGAAUAAUUGAAAAAUUCCGUACACCUAAAACAUUAAAAGAUCGUUUAGGUGUUGUAAAUUAUUUUUAAUGAAUGAAUCGUUUUCACUAAACUAUUUUAUUAAGAUAUUAUUACUUUUUUAUCCACCUUUUUACCUUAUUCCAUGCUUGUUUUUGUAUACAUUACUAUACAACCAGGUAAUUUUGUUAACUUUUUUAAUGCUUAUGAUGACUUUUCCUCCUCUCUAAAUAGUCUCUCUUGUAUUGUAGCCUUUAUUUUCCCUACUCUGUUGUAAAUACAUCUAAUUGUUGUUUUAUAAAACCUGUUUCUAUGAGAUGUUUUCAAAAUUUAUUUAAUUGAAACAGAUUUUAUUUUCUGUAGAAAUAUGCUGUCAUGAGUGUUGAUGAAAAAAUGUGUUUGUGUUUCUAAUUAUUCGUAUCAUUUUAACUUCGGUGUAUUUUAAGGAAUAAGGCUACUAAAUAAUUACCAUAACACAUAAAUGAUAUCCGUCUUUGCUUAUCCAGGAAAGGUAUUCACUUCCUUAUCAGAGCUUUGACAAAUUAAACAAUAAAAUUUUAUAGUUUGUAUGGUUUAAGAGUAUCCAUAUUUUUCGGUAUUAGUUUCUCAGCUGCAUAACCAAACUUGUCUUAAGAUCCUCUAGUUACUUAAAAUUGUUUUGAGCUGGAGUAAUAUCUUUCCGAACAAGAGAAAUGUCAUUAAUAAACUGUUUAUCGGACC